This is a messenger RNA of Prunus armeniaca (apricot), 2214 nucleotides long. The record is from the annotation of a GenBank genome assembly. Lineage: Eukaryota; Viridiplantae; Streptophyta; Magnoliopsida; Rosales; Rosaceae.
AUGGCUUCUCUUUUAUUGAAGAAGAUGAGCAACAAAGUUUCAGUGUUUGUGACAUUUAAUAUUUUCUUAGUGCUCUGUACCCAAAACACUAUGAUUAGGACGGUCCAUGCCAAGAGUAAAGUUCACAUAGUCUAUAUGGGUGAAAAGCAUCACCAUGAUCCUGAGGUUGUAACCAGUUUGCAUCACGACAUGCUGGCCUCAGUUUUCGGGAGCAAAGAAGCCGCUUAUGAUUCUAUGGUGUACAGUUACAAGCAUGGAUUCUCCGGUUUCGCAGCUAAAGUCACAGAAUCUCAAGCUCAGAAGAUUGCAGAGUUACCUGGAGUUAUCCGGGUUAUGCCCAGUCACUUUUAUUCUCUGCAAACAACUAGGAGUUGGGAUUAUCUUGGCCUCCCUCCUAGUUCUCCCACUAACCUUUUGCAUGACACAAACUUGGGAGAUGGAAUUGUCAUUGGCCUUCUGGACACAGGCAUAUGGCCAGAGUCAAAGGUAUUCAAUGAUGAAGGGCUUGGACCAAUCCCAAACCAAUGGAAAGGUCAGUGUCCAUUCAACACCACUGACAGCCCGGAUUUCUUGUCCCCAAGAGAUGUUUUUGGACAUGGAACACACACAUCUACCAUUGCUGGUGGCUCUUUUGUGUACAAUGCCAGCUACAGAGGCCUUGGCCUGGGAUCAGUAAGAGGUGGAGCGCCCCGUGCACGCUUGGCGAUGUAUAAAGUGUGCUGGAAUGUGCCAAGGGGGCAGUGCUCAUCUGCUGACAUAUUGAAAGCUUUUGAUGAUGCAAUUCAUGAUGGAGUUGAUGUUAUAUCAGUAUCUCUUGGCACCCAACUUCCUCUGUUUUCAGAGGUUGAUGACCGCGAUACAAUUUCCAUUGGUUCAUUCCAUGCUGUGGCCAAGGGUAUACCUGUUGUUUGUGGAGCUGCAAAUGAGGGGCCUUCUGAAUACACAGUUGAAAACACAGCACCAUGGAUCUUAACUGUAGCAGCUACUACAAUUGAUCGAUCCUUUCCUACACCUAUUACACUUGGGAACAACUUAACCAUUCUGGGUCAAGCCGUUUUUGAAGGAAAAGAAGUUGGUUUUACUGGUUUGGUGUACCCAGAAAACCCAGGACUUAUCCCUUCACUAGCUGGGGAAUGUGUUAAUGUGUCCAGUUGUUUGGCCAGUAGAACUCCAGUAGCAACUGCGGUCUCCAGUGUUAGGGCAGCUGGUGGGGUUGGGGUUAUUGUUGCCAAAUCUCCUGGUGAUGUCUUAGGUCCAUGCAGCAAUGACUUCCCAUGCAUUGAAGUAGACUAUGAGCUUGGCACUCAGAUACUAUUCUACAUCCGUUCCACCAGAUCUCCAACCGUAAAAUUGAGCCCUUCUGCAACACUGGUUGGGAAGCCUGUAUCAACCAAGGUUGCCACUUUUUCAUCUAGAGGGCCUAACUCCAUUGCUCCAGCCAUACUCAAGCCAGACAUAGCCGCUCCUGGUGUGAGCAUAUUAGCUGGCAGUUCUCCCUAUGAUUCUUUCAUGGAUGGAGGAUUUGCUUUGCAUUCAGGAACAUCAAUGGCAACUCCUCAUGUCUCAGGCAUUGUGGCACUUUUGAAAGCAUUGCACUCCAAUUGGUCCCCUGCUGCAAUAAGAUCAGCCCUAGUAACAACAGCAUGGAAGACGGAUCCAUUCGGAGAGCCUAUCUUUGCUGAGGGGUCACCCCAGAAGGUUGCUAAUCCAUUUGAUUAUGGAGGAGGCCUUGUGAACCCAAACAAGGCAGCAGACCCUGGUCUCAUAUAUGACAUGGGCACAGAAGACUACAUUAAGUACCUUUGUGCUGUUGGCUACAACACCUCAGCUAUCUCUCAACUUGUUGGACAAACCACAGCUUGUUCCAUGGUCAAGCCUUCUGUUCUGGAUGUGAACCUGCCUUCCAUUACAAUUCCAAAUCUGAGAGAAAAUAUUACACUCACCAGAAGUGUCACAAAUGUUGGUCCAGUCAACUCAGUAUACAAAGCUAACAUAGACCCUCCACCUGGCAUCAGUGUAGCCGUUAGGCCUGAGACUUUGGUCUUCAACUCCACCAUUAAAACAAUCUCUUUCACUGUUGCAGUUUCCACUACCCACCAAGUGAACACAGGAUACUACUUUGGAAGCCUCACUUGGACAGAUGGGGAGCAUUUGGUGACAAGUCCCAUAUCUGUUAGAACACAAAUCAUUCAGUAUUAUACAGAUGGCAAUUGA